AUGGAGCAGUUGCCGUCUCUCAGCGUGCUGUCGGACGUACCGUCCUUGCCUCGUUGCGUUCGGGAUGGCCCUGGAGAGUAUUCCGAUCUGGUGGCUUCAAGUCCGUCGUCGACGGCUCCCGUAGUAUGCGGUGUCUGGAAUGCGGAUGACGUCGAGGAUGGCAAGGAACAAUUUACGGCUGAAUGGGACGAGAUGAAAUACGUUUUAACAGGCGAGUCAGAAUGGGAAGAUGCCACCUCUAGACGGCGCUUUAUCGCCAAGUCGGGCAGUAUGAUCUGGUUUCCAAAAGGGUCGACCUCGGUGCUUGUGAGGAGCAAAAACCUGAGCACCAUCUACGUGGAAUCAGAGUAUCGGAAGCCGUUGUCUGGCACAGAGCUCGCAAGCAAAAUAAACUUAUCUGAUAGAUUGGACGCGUUAUAUGAAUCAGUCACUGAGUCAUACUCUGCCGCGAAUCUAAAAUCCCAAGCCAAUCACGAAGAGGCUCUCAAGUAUAUGCCAGGCGGUAAUACACGCUCUGUUCUACACUAUUAUCCCUUCCCAAUGAGCAUCAAAUCAGGCAAGGGGUGUCGUGUCACCUCGUUAGAUGGGCAUGAAUAUCUGGAUUUCGUGUCCGAGUUCUCGGCCGCCCUUUUCGGACAUUCUCACCCUGACAUUGUCACGGCCGUCCAAAAUACUGUUCAGAGCCGAGGUUUCAAUCUGGGAGGUACUAGCGAGAAUGAAGUCAUCUUGGCUCGGCACAUUGUUCAUCGAUUUAGGAGCAUAGAGAAAGUGCGAUUCACAAACUCGGGUACCGAAGCCAACACAAUGGCACUCGCAGUAGCGUUAGCACACACCGGACGUAAAAAGAUACUCGUCUUUGCCGGAGGUUACCACGGGGCGUUCGCACACUUCGGCGCGGCCGGCCCAAAUGCUCUGAAUCUGCCACACCAAUUUGUUAUCGGUCAAUACAACGAUACCAGCUACAACAACAAAUACAUCACCGAAGAACUCGCUGCUAUCUUAGUUGAACCAAUGCAGGGCGCAAACGGAAUGAUACCAGCAAGCAAGGCAUUCCUUGAAUACCUGCGCAACGCAGCUACGGGAACCGGUGCAAUCCUCAUCUACGACGAGAUUAUAACGUCGAGGUUCCAUAUGGGAGGACUACAGGAAUACCACGGGAUCUAUCCAGAUAUGACCACGGUUGGUAAAUACCUGGCGGGUGGCUUCAGCUUUGGCGCAUUUGGUGGACGCGCAGACAUAAUGUCUGCUCUCAACCCCAACGGGUUGUUCCAUUCCGGCACCCACAACAACAACACCUUCUCUAUGGCUGCCGGCGUUGCCGCCAGUAAGAUUCUGACAGCAGAGAGCAUAUCACGCAUCAACGCUCUCGGAGAGAAGCUUCGAGAAGGCAUUAACGAGAUUGUGGCUCGUUAUAAAAGCGAUUGGCUGCAGGCAACGGGCUUUGGGAGCACGAUUGGUCUUCACUACAGCGGUCCUUAUCCAACGAGACUCCGGGAUACGUUUUUCUUCUUCCUGAUCAGCAGGUCCAUUUAUAUUGGGAAGAGGGGCUUCCUCUCGCUCAACUUGAUGCACGAAGAGAAGGAUGUGGAUUACGCGCUUGCUGCAGUCGAGGACUUCUUUCGGGCGCUCCAGUGA
Messenger RNA from Talaromyces marneffei, 1635 nucleotides. RefSeq lists its product as uncharacterized. Gene Ontology annotation, molecular function: transaminase activity; pyridoxal phosphate binding. The coding region runs from base 1 to 1635 and encodes 544 amino acids. The record is from RefSeq and is a predicted model, not a curated record. NCBI's taxonomy places the organism in Eukaryota, Fungi, Ascomycota, Eurotiomycetes, Eurotiales, Trichocomaceae. The transcript is spliced from 4 exons.